This is a messenger RNA of Vicia villosa (hairy vetch), 861 nucleotides long. RefSeq lists its product as uncharacterized. The transcript has a single exon. The record is from RefSeq and is a predicted model, not a curated record. Lineage: Eukaryota; Viridiplantae; Streptophyta; Magnoliopsida; Fabales; Fabaceae. Bases 1 to 861 code for a protein of 286 amino acids.
AUGCCGCAUCUUUCCGACCACACUCAGGAAAGGAGCAAUGAUUUGGUACAGGAACCUUCGCCCCAACUCCAUCCACUCCUGGACCGAGCUCAAGGAACUCUUUUUGGCCAUUUCACAGCCUCCCGUCGGCAACCAAAUUCGGAAGCGAACCUUGAGGCUGUGAUCCAAGGAGCCGACGAGCCCCUCCGAGAUUACCUCGACAGGUUCAACAAAGAGGUCGUCCAAGUGCAGAUGGCCGAUUACAUGAAAAGAUACCUCCUAGAACGAGGACUUCUCCCCAGAAGCGACUUCAAGAAGGCUAUAAAUAUCGAGAAGGUUCCUACUAUGAACUCCCUCCUCCGCAAGGCCCAAGCCUUCAUCGCUUUCGAAGAAGGCGAAGCAGCUGCGAUCAAAGCUUCGAGGGGAAAUGACGUUGCCCGCAGCUCGAACCUCGACAAUUCGGGCUCGCGUCGAGGACAUGAGAAAAGAAGAGACGAAAGGUCCCACGACGCUAAAGAACGCCGAGGACCAGCUGGUCGAUUCAGCGACUAUACCCCCCUGAACGCUUCACGCGAGAAAAUCCUGGCCGAGUGCAAAAGCACCGAAUUCAAGAACUCUAGCAUCCGGCCCCCGAAGUCGAACCCCACCAGACCGGGGACCGACAAAUCUAAAUACUGCAAAUACCACAAGAGUCAUGGGCAUCUAACUGACGAAUGCAUACAUCUCAAAGACGCCAUCGAGACUCUGAUUAAAGAGGGUCUCCUAUCAAAAUACACGAAGAAGGGAGAACCUCCCCGAAGAGAAGCCCCUCGGAACUCUUACGAGGGCAACUCACCAGAUAGUAGACCACUACAAGUAGCGCUGUCUGUCACCCGACCAUAA